Messenger RNA from Papaver somniferum (opium poppy), 2602 nucleotides. RefSeq names its product ribosome biogenesis protein BMS1 homolog. The transcript has 12 exons. Gene Ontology annotation, biological process: ribosome biogenesis; endonucleolytic cleavage of tricistronic rRNA transcript (SSU-rRNA, 5.8S rRNA, LSU-rRNA); maturation of SSU-rRNA from tricistronic rRNA transcript (SSU-rRNA, 5.8S rRNA, LSU-rRNA). Gene Ontology annotation, molecular function: GTP binding; GTPase activity; U3 snoRNA binding. The coding region runs from base 155 to 1606 and encodes 483 amino acids. NCBI's taxonomy places the organism in Eukaryota, Viridiplantae, Streptophyta, Magnoliopsida, Ranunculales, Papaveraceae. Gene Ontology annotation, cellular component: nucleus; 90S preribosome. The record is from RefSeq and is a predicted model, not a curated record.
UUUUGUUUUUUUUAUAAGCUGAUUACCAUCUUCUUUCGAGGCGAGAGACCUAGAAAGGAAACUACAGAUUCGAACCGACAUCUCAAAACGAAGAAAGUUUUCUCCCCUUCAAGGGUUUUUUUGUCAGAAGGUUUUUGUGUUCAUUAGGUAGGAAAUGGCGGUUGUUGAUCAUUCGGCUUUCAGUAUAUUUAGAGGACAGAGAUUGUACGACGAUGAGCCACCUCUAAACAAGAACACUAACGACGUCGAGCUUCAUCGUCGAAUUCAUGAUCCCACACCUUACAUUGUUGUCGUGCAGGGACCUCGCAAUGUUGGGAAGUCCCUGUUGAUUGAUUCUCUAGCAGAAAAUAAUUUAACGAGGCUUGGUCAUUUUUGUUCGUCCCCCAGAGUCACCCCGUCCACUGACUCCCACAGAAUCACCCUCCCCGUCACGACCACAUCAGGUAAAGAUAUACUGCUACAGUUUGUGGAGUGUCCGGAUGAUAUUAGUGGCAUGAUUGAUGCUGCAAAGUAUGCUGAUGUGGCGAUACUAAUGGUUGACGCAAGUUAUGGGUUUGAAAUGGAAACAUUUGAGUUCCGUAACCUUUUACAAGUUCAUGGCUUUCCAAAGGUUAUUGGGGUUCUUACACAUCUGGACAAGGUCGAUCAACAUAAAUUAUUAAAAGUCAAACAGCGUCUUGAGGAUCAUUUCUGUACUGAAAUAUGUGAAGGAGCAAAAGUAUUCUCCUUAUGCGGUCUCGAAGAUGGCUUGUACAAAAUGCUUGAAAUUUAUGGUCUGGCAGAAAUGCUUUCAGAUUCUCAAUUCCUUCCUUUGUCAUGGCGGGCUGAACAUCCUUAUGUGCUGGUAGAUCAUUUUGAAGAUGUUACUCCAGAAAGAGUGCAUGGGCAUAAACAAUUCAAUAGAAACUUAAGUCUGUACGGUUAUCUCAGAGGUUCUGAUAUCAAGAAAGGAGCUAAGGUCCAUAUUGCUGGUGCUGGUGAUUUCUCUUUAGCCGGCAUUACAAACUUAGAUGAUCAUUAUUGUGAUCCUUAUCCGCUCUUUGUUGUUGGACAAAGCUACUUCAAAACAGGGAAUUAUUUAAGGUUGGAUAUUCUUGACGUUCCUCCUGAGAUAGUUGAAAAUUUUGAUUCCCAUCAUCCUAUUCUCGUGGGAGGUAUCAUUCUGGAAGAGGAAAAAUCUGGAUUUAUGCUGGUAAAACUUAGGCGGCAUAGUUGGCAUAUGAAUUUGUUUAUGUCAGGAGUUCCAAUCACUAUUUCGGCUGGUUGGAGGCGUUAUCAGACAAAUGCUAUUUAUGCCAUGGAAAAUGAAAAUGGACAGCAUCAACUUCUCACUAGAACUCCAGAAAACAAGGACUGUCUUGCAGUGAUUUGGGGCCCUCUAGCACCUCCCAAGACCAGAAUUGUUGCUGUACUGAAUAAAUUUUAUUGUUUUAAAAAUAAGGUAGCAUUUCGGAUUAUGGCCAAGGGUGUUGUUCUUGAUUUUAAAGAUGACACACAGAUAUUGCUGGAAGUAGGGAGGAUAGGAACUUUUGUUCCCAGCGGGAAGUCUGCUCAUAUAAUGUUUGAACCAAAACUUCAAAUUGAUAGGUUCGCAGGUGCAAUUUAGACUACGAGCGGAAUUCUGGGGGACAUUGAUCAGGUUGCAGGAGGGGAGGUUUUUGAAUGCACAUUUGAGGACAGGAUUCCAAGUGGCGACACUAUCCUCUUUCCUGUUUUGGCCUCACUCGUGCUUCCUUCAGUCUUCCAACAGUUAAAUUUGCUCGUCAAACCUUUAGAGCUAGCUAUCGAUGCUGCCGUCGACGACAUUACCGUCGCCGCCAUCAUUGCCAGCGCUGCUGCUGCCGCCAUCGAUGCCAGCAUUGUGGCCAGCUUGGCCGUCGGCAGCGUCGUCGGCAAGGACGAGCUUGCUGUUUCAUACAAAGAGGUUGCUCCGAGUCGGCAGAUGCUUGAUCUGCGACGUGGUGUGGUUAUCCAUGAGGGGGAAUGUGGAUUUGUUACUUCUUCUAACCCGCUAGAGUUGUUCUAUUUAUCAGUGGAGCUUGAUCGUUGUGUGGCCCGGCAGAUAUCAGGAGAGGUCAAGGAAAAACACAGUUUGGAUCCAUCAGGAGAGGAAGCCAUGUUUAUGUCAUCUAAGAUACAGAAGGAGAAGGCACAGGCAAUUAAGGGAAUUAAGGAGAAGGCAAGUAAGGAAAUUAAGGAGAGAGAACGUUGUGUGGCCCGGGAGAUAUCAGGAGAGGUCAAGGAUAUAGGCAGUUUGCUUGCUACUAUGCCGUCUAUGAUUAAGAAGAGAAAAUAUUGUGCGGCUUGGGAGAUAUCAGGAGAGGGCAAGGGAAAAGAAAGUUUGGUUCAACCAGGAGAGGAAGCAAAGGUAGUCGCAGAUGCUGCAGCAGCGGAACUUUUUUUGCGAUUGUACGGUAGGAUGGCAGUGUCUAUGUAGUUAUUAUCAUAUAUUAUGGAUUUGCUUAAUUCUCCGAGUUUGUUACUUGCCCAGAAUCUUAAAAUUAUCCUUUUGAUCUUACUUUGCUUAAUUCUCCUGAGUUUGUUACUUGCCCACAAUCUUAAAAUUAUCCUUUCGAUCUUAGUCAGAUCUUUCGCAGUAUAA